GAAGGGGAGAUCACUCCGUUUGACUAUUGCCAAAGUGGAAGUUGACACUGUCCAUACAAAGGUGUGUCGCUGUUUACGUUUACAAUAUGGCAGCCACUAGUUCGGUCAUUAUGGAUGGGACAGAAGAGGUGAUGAAUUUUGGUGACGAAGAGGAUAUCCUGGAACGAAGGAAGAAGGUGAAACAUCCGUUUGCUGUUUUCUUCCAUUUAAUAUUCCGAAGUGCAUCCAUUGUUGCUUAUCUCUUUUGUGGUUGGUUCAGUUCAAGCUUUAUUGCAAGUUUUGUUGUCAUUGUCCUUUUUUUAUCCAUGGAUUUCUGGACUGUGAAAAAUAUUACAGGUCGAUUGUUAGUAGGUCUUCGGUGGUGGAACUAUAUUGAUGAAAGUGGUGCAAGCCAUUGGGUGUAUGAGUCUCGUAAGGGAUCUUCCAAAAGCAAAGUAACAGCUGUUGAAUCCAGAGUGUUCUGGUUGUCUCUUGUAUCCUGCCAAAUAGUAUGGAUUGUGCUAUUUUUUGGAACAAUCUUCACACUCAACUUUGAGUGGUUUAUGGUUGUGAUUGUUGGUAUUGUAAUGAAUGGUGCUAAUCUUUAUGGAUAUAUCCGGUGUAAAAUUGGUGCCAAGAAGUCCCUGCGAAGUGUAGCUUCCAAUUUCUUAGGACAACAUAUUCUACAAACAUUGAAAGGUUCAGUAUCAAGCACUACAGAAACCACAUCAGAAAAUGUGAAUGAGAAGCCAUCUGAGCCCAAAUUUUCAAUCUGAUCCCGGAAUACUGUUUACCUGAGAAGGCCUUACAAACCACUUCCAUUUAUGUGAUCAUGCCAGGACUUCAUAGAACCUUUUACCUGUAUAUAUAUUUGUUUUUGUUUUCUUUGGCAGGCUGGACAAAAAGCCGAUCCAUCCUAAAUCUGAAAUGGGUUUUCGUUCUAUUAACAUAGAAUUUCGACCAUAUUCAUAUUUAAACUUGAUUAUAUAUGCAUGUAAAUGACUAUUUGUGUGAAUAUAUGAAUGGAUGUGUGUAUGCAUAAAUGUAUGUUUGUGUAUGAAUAAAUGUGUGUGUGUAUAUGCAUAUAGAUAUAAAUUGUAUAAUUUAUGUAUUUAUGAUUCUGUUUUUGUUUUGUUUUUAACUGAACUGCUUUUCAGUUUUAACUUCUUGUUUGGUUGCAUAUUAACACAUCACAUUCCUUCAUGUUAUUUAAACUGUUGUUUCUUGCACUCAUGGUACCCACAUUUGGCCCUGCCCUGUAAAAAAACAAUAACACUUCCCAUUCCAGUAUAUUAUUGAACUGUUGUAAUCUUUUCAACAGACAGUGUUGCAGUUGGCCAAGGUGGUAGAGUGCCAGCCUAAACACAAUUUUGUAUUUACGUCUUGUCCUUUUUGAUUUCAAGUUCAACUCUUGUCAGAGUUAACUUGACUUUUUAUCUUCCUAGGUACAAGAAAUAAAAUAUAUAAAUAAAAGAAUGGUUCAGAUUGCACCACUGUUGCAACUUAUCCAAUUAACUGUUCUUAGAUGUUAUCACUGUCACUUCUUAAGGUGGCAAACUGGCAGAAUUGUUAACAUUCUAGACAAAAUGCUUAGUGGCAUUUCAUUCGUCUUUUACGAUCUGGGUUCAAAUUCUGCAGAGGCCAACUUUGCCUUUCAUCCUUUUGGGGUUAAUUAAAUAUCAGUUGCGAACUGGGGUCAAUGUAAUUGCCCACUCCUAUAAUUUUAGGCUUUGUGCCUAUAGCAGAAAGCAUUAAUGUUCUUUAGAUGAGGUGAUAAUCAUGAUUACCCAUCAUAUUGUACACCUCUUUAACAUUUCAAGAUGCUUGAGAUACUACUAUCAUCACUAUCAGACAGUGGUAAGUAAUAACAGUAAAUUGUCAUAAAGAUUAUUACUUCUUUUUAUGAAUCAGUUGUCAGGAGUUCAAGAUCUCCUCUUUGGUGUUAUAAUUGAUGUUUUUCCUUAUCAUAUAUUUCACUACAUUGUGUCUUGAAUGAAAGUCAGACAUCUCUGAGAGACAUUCUCCAAAUAAAAGCUGAGAUAUCAUUUGCUGAUAAAGCAACUGAUGUAACUUUUUCAUUCACUAUUUUGACCAUUCUAACUGGCUGCAAUACACUUAUAUGAUGUAAUGUAUAUAUCAACCUCUACUUUGUGGGCAUUUUUUUCCUCUAAUUUUAUCCUAGUCAAAUAUAAGGGAAAUAUUUCUAGAGCUUUCAUACAAAAAGAUGUACGCAAAAUAUAUUGUUUUGUACCUCAGUCUCUUUUGGGUGCUGGAAAUCUUCCCAAGGAUGUUCAGGUUUGUCAAAUCCAACUGAUUUCAACCAUUUUGGAUAGAAUUGCAUGAAAGUCUUGAAGGAUUCUUUAAAGGUCAAAUAUAAGGAAAAUAUUUCUAGAGCUUUCAUACAAAAAGAUAUAUGCAAAAUAUAUUAAAGUAAAAGAGGAUGUCUUUCAGUUUGAAUAAAUUAUCUUAAAAGAAUUGACUGUCACUUAUUUUAGUGACCUUUGUGUGAUAUCAUAAAAACAUUUAAGCUGGGAAUCUCUACCGAAACAUGAAGAGUAAGAAAGUGAAAACUCAGACUAAAAACAGCAAGUAAAAAACAAACGUCUUUAUACAGAAUAAAUGCUCAGCUUUCACUGUUUUGUACCUCAGUCUCUUUUGGGUGCCGGAAUUCUUCCCAAGGAUGUUCUGGUUUGUCAAAUCCAACUGACUUCAACCAUUUUGGAUAGAAUUGCAUGAAAUUCUUGAAGGAUUCUUUAAAAUAGUUGGUAUUGCAAUAUGAUUCAACUGCAUUUUUCUGUUCCUGGGAUGGACACAAAAGGAAAAAGAAAGAAAAAUGUAAUUUGAAGUAAUCACACAAUAAAACUGGAACAAUUAAGUUUUCUGCUAUUUUAUGUAAGUGAAUUUAAAUUAUAAGAAAAUAAAUUGGAGAUGAAAAAAUAUGGUUUAA
Messenger RNA from Octopus sinensis (East Asian common octopus), 2926 nucleotides. Its product is annotated as Golgi apparatus membrane protein TVP23 homolog B. Gene Ontology annotation, cellular component: Golgi membrane. NCBI's taxonomy places the organism in Eukaryota, Metazoa, Mollusca, Cephalopoda, Octopoda, Octopodidae. Gene Ontology annotation, biological process: protein secretion; vesicle-mediated transport. The coding region runs from base 87 to 755 and encodes 222 amino acids. The transcript is spliced from 7 exons. The record is from RefSeq and is a predicted model, not a curated record.